AUGGCUCUCUUCUUCCUUAUCAUUGCCAUCACAACCACGCUGUUCCCUCUCUCACACCAACAACCACCCUUGGACUCAUCAGAACAACAAGCACUCUACCAAGUUCUCCACUCUCUCAACCCCUCCGUUCCCUGGCCCACCCUUUUCCCCGAUGAUCUUUGUCUCUCCGCCCCACACGGCGUCGUUUGCGAAUACUCUACUCAACCAUCCCAACCACCGCACAUUGUUGAACUCAGCUUCGGCUAUGUCUCUGAUGAAACCCCUAACCCACCUUGCUCCCUCAAUGCCACCUUCAACCCUCUUCUCUUCACCUCUUUCCCUUACCUUCGCAAACUCUUCUUCUACAAGUGCUUCAACCAAACACAAAGGUUAACACUGACACAAGCACUUCCCUUACCCUCUCUCGAAGAACUCGUCUUCAUUCACAACCCUUCUUUCGUUGCUCCUCUUGGUCCUUUUCUUCAAAACCUCACUUCUCUCAGGAGACUUGUUUUGAUCGGAAAUGGGUUUCACGGUCAAGUUCCCAAGCAGGUUGGUGGUUUUGUUAACUUGGAAGAGGUUACUCUGUCUCGGAACAGCCUUAGUGGUGAGGUUUCGGAGAGUUUGGGGUUGUUGAAGGAACUUAAGGUUCUUGAUCUGAGUCAGAACAGGUUUGAAGGGUGUGUCCCUGAAUCGCUUGGUAAUCUCACUCAGCUUUUGAAGCUUGACUUGAGCUUCAAUGGGUUUGGUUGUAGGAUCCCAGAGAGUUUGAAACACUUGCAAAGUUUGGAGCUUUUGGACCUGAGCUUCAACCGGUUUGGUAAUUUUGGGGUGCCUUUGUUUUUGGGGGAGAUCCCAAGGUUAAAGGAAGUGUAUCUGAGUGGGAAUUCGCUUUCUGGGGUGAUUCCGGAAAUAUGGGAAAAUCUUGGAGGUGUGGAAAAGGUGGGAUUUUCAGAGAUGGGUUUGGUUGGGCAUAUUCCACCCUCAAUGGGGGUUUAUUUGAAAAAAUUGUCUUAUCUUGGGCUUGAUAAUAACAGGCUUGAUGGGCCUGUGCCUGAGGAGUUUGGGCUUCUUGAGUUUGCUGAUGAGAUCAACUUGGAGAACAAUAAUUUGAGUGGUGUAGUCUCAUUCUCCACCAAAGUUGUUGGACAGAAGCUGAAGCUUGCAGGGAACACAGGAUUGUGUGUGGACAGCAGAAUUAGUUGUGGUAGUGGCAACUUGGAUCAACUGAAGCCCUGCAAGAAAACAGAUGUUCCUGAUGCUGUCAUUUUCAGCGGGGUUUCUAUGAUGCUUUUUGAUCCUCUUGUGUUGGUCUUGGUCAUGUUCCUGGGGUGGUUUUUUGUCUUCAUCGGAUUUUGA
Messenger RNA from Abrus precatorius (Indian licorice), 1338 nucleotides. Its product is annotated as piriformospora indica-insensitive protein 2. The transcript has a single exon. Gene Ontology annotation, molecular function: protein binding. Lineage: Eukaryota; Viridiplantae; Streptophyta; Magnoliopsida; Fabales; Fabaceae. The record is from RefSeq and is a predicted model, not a curated record. Bases 1 to 1338 code for a protein of 445 amino acids.